GGGGAGUGACUGUUGUACUUAUACUUGACCUCUGUUUUUUCUACUGUCACUCACUCACACACUCUCUCUCUCUCUCUUUCUUUUCUUUCUUCUUUUCUUUUCUCAUGGAUUCUCUUGCUCUCUUCUGUACUGGGGCUCUUCUAGCUUGCGGUCUCUACUGGUUUGUCUGCGUUUUAGGUCCAGCCGAGCAGAAGGGUAAGCGCGCCGUGGAUCUCUCCGGCGGUUCCAUCUCCGCCGAGAAAGUUCAAGACAACUACAAGCAGUAUUGGUCUUUCUUCCGCCGCCCAAAGGAGAUCGAGACCGCUGAAAAAGUCCCCGACUUCGUUGAUACAUUUUACAACCUAGUCACUGAUAUUUACGAAUGGGGGUGGGGCCAGUCCUUCCACUUCUCUCCUUCUCUCCCAGGGAAAUCCCACCGGGAUGCAACGCGCCACCACGAAGAGAUGGCUGUUGAUCUCAUCGACGUCAAACCCGGAGAUCGAAUCCUUGACGUCGGAUGCGGUGUUGGUGGGCCCAUGCGUGCCAUCGCGGCUCACUCACGAGCCAAAGUCGUGGGCAUCACGAUCAACGAGUACCAAGUGAAACGUGCCCGGCUUCACAACAAGAAAGCCGGGUUGGAUUCGCUUUGCGAAGUCGUUUGCGGUAACUUCCUGGAGAUGCCAUUUCAAGAUAACAGCUUCGACGGCGCGUACUCGAUUGAGGCAACAUGCCACGCGCCGAAGCUGGAAGAGGUGUACGCCGAGAUCUUCCGAGUGCUGAAACCCGGAUCUCUAUACGUGUCAUACGAGUGGGUCACGACUGACAAGUACAGAGCUGAUAACCCCGAGCACGUGGACAUCAUUCAAGGUAUUGAAAGAGGUGAUGCUUUGCCUGGUCUGAGGAGCUACCUGGACAUUGCGGAGACCGCCAAAAAGGUAGGCUUCGAGGUCGUGAAAGAGAAGGAUCUAGCCAAGCCGCCAGCACAACCCUGGUGGACAAGGCUUAAGAUGGGGAGGAUCGCUUACUGGAGGAACCACAUUCUCAUCACCGUGCUGGCAGCCAUCGGAAUAGCUCCUAAAGGAACCGUCGAUGUUCACGAGAUGCUGUUCAAAACCGCUGAUUAUUUGACCAGAGGUGGGGAUUCUGGAAUCUUUUCCCCGAUGCACAUGAUUCUCCUCAGAAAACCCGAGGUGUCACCUUCAAAAUCUUAGCCAUUUGCCCAUUUUGUUGAGGUAAACGUAACGCCUCAUAACUUCGUCGCAGCAUUGUGUUUCGCCUCUUGUUACUUUACCCUUUCUUUCCUUCCCUCCCCUUCCUUUUUUUUUUUUUAAUUUAAUUUCCUAGGUUUCUUCUUUUUUGUUUUCUCUUCUACUUGAUCGAGCUCAUGUACUUCCUUUUUUGGGUUUUUAGUUUUAUUUAAUUUCCAGUUGUUGAUCUUGGUCUUUAAUUUUUAAAAUGUUGCUGAUAAGGAAAGGAACGAAAUUUUUUGUUCUUUUU
Molecule: messenger RNA, 1476 nt
Organism: Theobroma cacao (cacao)
Lineage: Eukaryota; Viridiplantae; Streptophyta; Magnoliopsida; Malvales; Malvaceae
Gene: SMT3
Product: sterol methyltransferase 3
Biological process (GO): steroid biosynthetic process
Molecular function (GO): S-adenosylmethionine-dependent methyltransferase activity
Source: RefSeq, a predicted model, not a curated record